CAGCUAUGGCUAAAGUAUUCCUAGUUUGUUGGUGAUCUUCAAUCACAACAUAGAAGCUUCUAUUGGUGUUUUUUAGCUUUUUUUGGCACCAUAGGGCUUUUUGUCUUACUCUUUUUGUAAAUUACAAACAUGUUUCAUUUUAAUGAUAAUUCAUAUAUUUAUCAAAAAAAAAAAACUACCGUAUAAAUGGUAAAUCGGUUAGUAUUGAGACAUACUAGGUUUUGAAAAUCCUUCUUUGUCUUAAGAAAAGGGUAACUGUUUUACGUUAUUACAAAAUUACUUUGAUUUCUUAAAGUAAAGAAAACUCUCUUUUUUUGUUCGUUUAUAGAAAAUCAAAGAACUCUCUGUCGGCGAUGUCUUGUUGCCGUACAUUUGGUGUUAUUAUAUAACGUUUAUUUGACGAAAAUUAAACUAAAUUAUAGCAUAGUGCCAUGCCUUCUCAUCAAUGUGCAUGCCUUUUUGUCGUUUUCGCUUUGAUUCAGUGUUUAGUUACCCCCAUUUUGGUCUCUUACAAAUUAAAUAUAAGUAAACAUCUUUACCGGCUAACACUCCUAUUUAAGCUAAGCCUUGCUCCAUCAGUUGAACUCCUCUCUUAUUUUUCCUUAGUUCUUAGGCAUCAAUAAAACUCUUAUAGAAUCUCAUUUUCUUUUGUGGCUUUCCACAUAUUCGAUUUGUAGCCCAUUGUUUUCACGUGUGUCGUAACAAACUCAGUGUCUUGGUUAAUAGAGAUGAAUAGGUACACAUUUAACCCACCUGAGGAUGAGCUCAUUAACUACUACUUGAAUAACAAGAUCACAGAAAAUGAUGAUCCUGAGGGGAAACAAAUAAACGAGGUCAACAUAUGUCACCAUGAACCAGCAGAUUUACCAGGGCUGGCGAAGAUAGAAUCGGGUCACACUUGGUACUUCAUAUCGCCGGUAGAGAAGUUCGGGAAACUCAACCGAAGGAAGAGGGCAUCAAAGACAGGACACUGGAAGAUAACGGGGAAUAGCUGUACGAUUAAGGACACUGAUGGUAACCCUAUCGGUUUAAAGAAGUUUCUUGUGUUCCAAGAAAACAAAAACAGAAGAUCAUCUACUUUACUACCCACCACAGUCCAACAACAUAAGUUCACUUGGAUCAUCCAUGAGUUUCAUUCCUUUCUCCACCACCCCAAUAAGAUGUUGACGCACCACAAGGACCCUGUCGAAGAUUACGGUGGAGACUACUGUAAUGACUUAGAAGAGCUAACCCAGUCAUGGGAACAAGGUGAAUCCAACGGUCUCCUUCGAAGAGAAAAUGGACACGUGUACGGACAAAACAUCAUGGAAAACUCGAAUGUGAGUGACACAACGUUGAGAAAAAAAAUUGCUUUCUUAUUUUAUUGGUAUAGAAAAAUGAAAUAAAAUUACUAUUAUAGGGUAAAAUAAAAGUUUGUUCAGAAAAAAAAAGGGUAAAAUAAAAGUAUUAAUUAAUUAUGUUACAAAAACUUAUUUUAUAUAUUUUCCGCAGCAUUUGGAAAUCAGCGAGGCAAUGAUGGGGCCCGUAACGUUUCCAACUCCCAACACCGACCAAAUCUAAAUAAGUUUAACUGAUUGGGACACUUGGGAGUAUCAGACUACACGCGCCGCUCUUUUACUUCUCAACAAACGCUCAGUUUCAACUGCUUCGAGGACUUUAUAAACAUUUGGAUCUCUUCUACUUUAGUUCUCUUUUGUCUGUCUCUCUAUUGAUAUUAUUAUUUGUAUUGUAAUCUUCCUUUUGGCGUUAUUGAUAUUGUACUAGUUUAAUUUCACGAUCUCCUACAAAUAUGUUACUCCCAUCUAUCCAUCUGUUUCAUUAUAUAAAUAGUUUUUAUAAACAUCUAUAUAAAUAGUUUUUAUAAACAUCUAUACAAAUAGUUUUUAUAAACAUUUAUUGUUUGAACAUACAAACAAUUUUAACAUUUCAAUACACUUUUUGUAUUUAUUAAAUAUUGUGUGACCAAUUAAAUUAUGUAAACUUUUGUAAUUGGUUAAACUUAUAUAUUAAAUAACUCUUUUCGUUUCAUAAAAGAUGGUGUUUUAGAAGAUUUUUGUUGUUUCAAAAUAGAUGAUGUUAUGAUAUUUUUAUGUUAUUUUUAACUUUAUUGAAAAUUGUGUAACCAAUUAGAUGUUGUAAUCAUUUAUGUAAUUGAUUGGAUGACUUUUAAAUUACAUUUUAAAACUAUUUUUAGAGAAAAAGUAAAAUUUUUAAUCUUUGUGCACUAAGGAAUAACACCAUUUAUUCUGAAACGGAUGAAGUAAUUUUUAAAAUAACAUUUUUUUAACAUUAGUGUUGUUAACUUAAAAUUAUUUACAUUUUAAAACAGAAAAGAGUAUAGUAAAUAAAACUGAGGGGUUGCAAACUAGAUUUUGAGGUAGCUUUGCACUGUUCCUAAAUUCUCUAAAUAAAAUCUCUCCUGCUAAACUAGGUGAAUAAGAACAUAAGUUGCCCCAAGAAGUCUCUUUACCUUGUGGCGUUGUUGAAAUGUUAGAAAGAAAAGAAGACUACGUUACUUUUAAUUAGAAAAGAGGGCAAAUAGGAUUUCCAGUUGCAGACCCUGUCUAGUUGACAUUUUUGAUUUUGAUUAAAGAAUCUAAAAUCUCUCAUGCUAAACCAGACACAGAGAGAUCCAAUAGAAGAAAUAAAACGCUCUCGUGUGUAAACCCUAGGCUGGCGGUCGCCAGAUCUCGUCCUCAGAUUUGUGUCUCUUCCCUCUCUUCUCUUAGAUUUCUUUUUCUCUUUGUCUUAGAGUCGCUCCCGUUUCCCUGUGUGUUGAAGAGCAUCUGGUAGAGCACUUGGUAUUUCAGAUCUGGUGGUCCUCUUGUAGUUUUGAGCGCAUAGAGCAGUGUUUGUCGGUGGUGUUAAAGGGUUUGUCCCUUCUCCGGCUUCCGUCUGCGUCUCCUAGCGAGGUAAAAGUCCAAGCCUUGGUGUCUCUGUUCUGAUGUAGUGGUUGUGUCGUCAGCCGGUCCUGGGUGGUUUUGCGAUUCUUUGUGAAGGGUUAAACCCGGUUAAUUUUUCCUGGAUUUUAGAGUUAGUCUUGGUGGUCUUUGAUUUAGCAACGGUGUAACAGUGAUGUGGUGAUUCCUAAAGUGUCUAGCAACGGUGUAACGGUGUUUAGCUAUUUUCUAUGAUUUAGCAACGGUGUAACGGUGUUUAGCUAUUUUCUAUGAUUUUUAACCAAUCAAAAUUCAGUAAACACAAUUAAUGUUUUUGAAAUUUACAA
Molecule: messenger RNA, 3226 nt
Organism: Brassica rapa (field mustard)
Lineage: Eukaryota; Viridiplantae; Streptophyta; Magnoliopsida; Brassicales; Brassicaceae
Product: NAC domain-containing protein 69
Biological process (GO): regulation of DNA-templated transcription
Molecular function (GO): DNA binding
Source: RefSeq, a predicted model, not a curated record